Molecule: messenger RNA, 1250 nt
Organism: Pogona vitticeps (central bearded dragon)
Lineage: Eukaryota; Metazoa; Chordata; Lepidosauria; Squamata; Agamidae
Gene: SLC35H1
Product: solute carrier family 35 member H1
Source: RefSeq, a predicted model, not a curated record
CGCCAUAGGGCUUUCAUGAGCUUCGCCUUCCCGCUCUUCAUGACGCUGCUGCACCUGUUGGUUAUCUUCCUGCUGGCCGCCUUGGCACGGCGCGGCUGCUACUGCGCCUGCGCGAAGCGAUCCGCUCGCCCGCCCCUCCUCACCUGGCCCGCCUACCUGCGCCAGGUGGCCCCUGCAGCCCUGUCAACGGCCCUGGACGUGGGACUGAGCAACUGGAGCUUCCUCUACAUCACUGUCUCCCUCUACACCAUGACAAAGUCCUCGGCCAUCCUCUUCAUUUUGUUCUUCUCCCUGGUUUUCAAGCUGGAAGAGCCGAGAGCAGCCCAGGUGCUGGUGGUCCUGCUGAUUGCCGGGGGGCUGUUCCUGUUCACGUACCAGGCUGUGCAGUUCGACAGAGAGGGCUUCGCGCUGGUCCUGGCUGCCUCCUUUUUGGGCGGCAUUCGCUGGACACUGACACAGAUCCUCCUGCAGAAGGAUGAGCUGGGGCUCCAGAACCCCGUCGACACCAUGUUCCACCUGCAACCUGCCAUGUUCCUGGGCCUCUUCCCCCUCUUUGUGGCGUUUGAGGGACUGCCUUUGUCCGCAUCAGAGAAGCUGUUCCGGUUUCAGGACGGCGUGCUCCUGCUGAGCCUCUUAGGGAAGCUGGCCUUGGGGGGCUUGCUCGCUUUUGGACUGGGCUUCUCCGAGUUCCUUCUGGUGUCAAAAACCUCUAGCCUGGCGCUCUCCAUCUCUGGGAUUUUCAAGGAAGUCUGCACUCUGCUCCUGGCCACUCAUCUCCUGGGAGACUACCUGAGCCUCAUGAAUUGGCUGGGCUUUGCCGUCUGCCUCCUGGGGAUAGCUCUGCACAUCAGCUUGAAGGCCCUGGGGGCCAGAGGACAAAAGAGCACCAACCCACGCGAGGAGGCCUGUGAAGUGGAGCUGCUCCUGCGUCAUCAGGAGGAAGAGGCAGAGGAGGAGACGCCGCCCUAGCGCUCUGCCUGGCAAGGCCUCACGGCCACGAGGCGGGAGCCUUUGCCUGCCCACCCUCUUGGCUGCAACGGAGACGCCCACACACACACACACACACACACACACACAUCCCUGCCCGGGGUGAGGGUGGUCCUGCCUCUGUGGGUGCAAGCUCAGCUUCCAGUGGGGAGGCCAGCACCUCCUUAGGAAGGGAGGGAAGGAGCCUGAGCAACUGGGCCCCAAGGCCACGCAGAUGAGCAAGGGAGGGCCCUCCAAGGUGGGCAGGGAGCAGACGGGCUUUG